AUGAAAAUUUCGGAGGUAAAAAGUACAACGCGCGAGCAGCGUAUUACUCCUCAUACGCAUAUAAAAGGACUCGGACUAAAUGAAGAAGGGAGAUCUUUUCAAGUCGCGGACGGAUUCGUUGGACAAACGUCCGCAAGAGAGGCCUGUGGAAUUAUUGUCGAUAUGAUUAAAUCCAAAAAAAUGGCCGGUCGCGCGUUACUUUUAGCUGGCGCACCCGGAACUGGUAAAACCGCUAUUGCUCUCGCGAUAGCUCAAGAACUUGGUUCAAAGGUCCCUUUUUGUCCGAUGGUUGGUAGUGAGGUUUAUUCCUCUGAAGUUAAGAAAACUGAAGUAUUAAUGGAAAAUUUUCGAAGAGCAAUAGGUUUGAGAAUUAAGGAGACCAAGGAAGUAUACGAGGGAGAAGUAACUGAACUUUCUCCUGAAGAGAUAGAAAAUCCUUUGGGUGGUUAUGGGAAAACUUUAUCACAAGUGAUUAUUGGAUUAAAAACCGUUAAAGGAACAAAACAAUUGAAACUAGAUCCAAGUAUUUAUGAAAGCAUACAAAAGGAGAGAGUUACUGUUGGAGAUGUCAUAUAUAUUGAAGCAAACACUGGUGCUGUAAAGCGGGUCGGCAGAUCCGACGCUUAUGCUACGGAAUUUGAUCUAGAAGCUGAAGAAUAUGUGCCUCUACCAAAAGGAGAAGUCCAUAAAAAGAAAGAAGUUGUUCAAGAUGUUACAUUAAAUGACUUAGAUAUUGCGAAUGCAAGACCUCAGGCAAACAUAAUGUCAAUGAUGGGCCAGUUAUUAAAACCAAAAAAGACCGAAAUCACGGACAAGUUACGAAAAGAAAUUAACAAAGUGGUUAAUAAGUAUAUAGAUCAGGGUAUUGCCGAAUUAGUUCCAGGAGUUUUAUUUAUUGAUGAGGUACAUUUACUAGAUAUUGAAUGUUUUACGUAUCUCAACAAAGCUCUGGAAUCUACUUUGUCUCCAAUAGUAAUAUUUGCUACAAAUAGAGGAAUGUGUCAAGUGAGAGGAACAGAAGAUAUUGUUGCUCCUCAUGGAAUCCCUGUCGACUUGCUUGAUAGAAUUUUAAUUAUUCGUACAUUACCUUAUACAUUGGAAGAUAUCAGAGCAAUAGUACAGAUUCGUGCAAAAACUGAGGGACUAACGUUAUCAGAAGAUGCUUUAAAUCAUUUGGCUGAAUCUGGUGUUAGGACAUCGUUGCGCUAUGUCAUUCAACUCCUUACGCCUGCAAGUGUUCUUGCACGUAUAAAUGGUCGCGAAAACAUUACUUUAGAAGAUAUAAAGGAAGUCGAUGAUUUGUUUUACGAUGCUAAAUCGUCUGCAAAAGUUCUUGCCGAAUAUCAAG
Molecule: messenger RNA, 1348 nt
Organism: Dentiscutata erythropus
Lineage: Eukaryota; Fungi; Glomeromycota; Glomeromycetes; Diversisporales; Gigasporaceae
Source: the annotation of a GenBank genome assembly